Anastrepha obliqua is the source of this 1121-nucleotide messenger RNA. RefSeq names its product peritrophin-44-like. Bases 1 to 1113 code for a protein of 370 amino acids. The record is from RefSeq and is a predicted model, not a curated record. Gene Ontology annotation, molecular function: chitin binding. Gene Ontology annotation, cellular component: extracellular region. NCBI's taxonomy places the organism in Eukaryota, Metazoa, Arthropoda, Insecta, Diptera, Tephritidae. The transcript has 2 exons.
AUGAAUAAAUCUAACUACUAUGCAAUUCCUGCAAGAGGCACAUUAUUGCUUUCAGCCCGAAAAAAUUUUACACUUUGCCUCUUGGUUUUUUCCAUCAUUGCGUCAGCAUACGCUGGUCAAAACAAAACAAGCGUUGAGGAGAUAUGCAGAUUAUUAACCCCCAGCACCACUAUUCUACAUCCCAAUACGUGCAACAAGUGGGUUCGGUGCCCAUCUUCAUUUAAUGCUGAAGACUUGGAAGAAGGUUUGUGUGUCUUUGGGUUGUAUUUCAAUAAGGAUGCCGGUCGCUGUGAGAGUAAGGAAACUGUCACCUGCCCCUACGAAUCUACCUCAAACGACAAUCGUUGUGCAUUCCAAACUGAUGGUACCUUCCUGGCUGAUCCGAAUGACUGUAGUGGCUACAUUUUCUGCAACAACCAGACAGAAACACGCUCGACUUGCCCCGGCAGCUUGAUAUAUAACCCAGAAAAGGGGGCGUGCGUUUAUCCAAAAGAUUACAAUUGCCAAUUGAAGCGAGCAGCCGCCAACGUCAGCACCAUCUGCAAGUCCGUGGCAAAAAAUACUGUGCUUGCGGACAUCAGCGAUUGUACGAAAUAUCUUAGUUGUGACGAAGAGAGCCAACUCAUAUCGUUCCAGUGCUCUGAAGGGCAAGCAUUCAACUACUCUACUUUAGAAUGUGUAGCUCGAAGCGAAGCGGUGUGUCAUCCUCUAGCACCAGAACUUGAACCAGAAAUUGAUGUUUGCGGUACCGAGGAUAAUGUCCUAGUCGGCUAUAUUGCUGACGAGGAAUCGUGUAGUGGAUAUUAUAUAUGCGCCAAGCAAAGUGAUGGUAAACCCGAUCGCAGUCCCACAUAUCUAAAAUGUCAGGACGGCUACUUCUUUGACAGCAGCACUUGGUCAUGUCGCAACCGCCUAAGCGUCAAGUGUUCUUUAGACCGCUGCGAAGGCAUGGCCAACAAAUACGUAAAUGUGGCCGGUGAUUGCUCCGCUUAUGCACGCUGCAAGAAUGGAGUAACAGUUGCCACUGGCAAAUGCGAAGGUAACUACUUUUUCGAUGAACGCUCGCAGGCUUGUACUCAACAAAAUAUUAGCUACACUGCGUGUACCGCCUAAAUCAUAAA